This is a messenger RNA of Aspergillus calidoustus, 816 nucleotides long. The record is from the annotation of a GenBank genome assembly. Lineage: Eukaryota; Fungi; Ascomycota; Eurotiomycetes; Eurotiales; Aspergillaceae.
AUGUCGUCAUACUACCUAGCUAUCCUCCAGAACUUUACAUGUCCGCUGCAACCUCGAUUCCACAUCUUGCGAGGCACCUUUUCAAGCAUUACCAACCCAUUCCAACAGAUCUCCGAUAGGCCACAUACGGAUACUCAAAAUAUCGACACACGAACAAGUACAACUCGAGCGUCCUCACUCUCGCUAAUGCAUUCCGCAGCGGAGCAAGCUUCGGAGGACCCUUCCCCGCACCCGCACCAGAGCACCAGCACUACCCUUCCGACACCGUCAACGGCUCAUCAGAGGUCAGAAUCAGACGUAUAUGAAAGACUGAGGACAUAUCCUUUCGUCACAGACCGGGAGUUCGCAACGGGUCUGGCAAUCAUUCUAGGUCACCCUGAAACGCCUGCCUCAGAGGAAGAGAUAUCCCAGGACGAUGAUCUCGUCCUGCAGGCAAAGUGUUAUUACUUCUCCAGGAAAGCAAAUCUCGAGUCGCCCCUCAAUGUUGCAGACUACAAAUUGUGGCUGGGAGCCAGAGUUGGAUCAGGUACUUUGGGCAAUCAAGCAUCCAAUCUCGCAACCACGGGAAAUAUAUCACCGGUAACCGCCGCGCCAUCCCCGCCUCCAAAAUCAGACCAGCAACCGGCGCAGUCCUCACCGCAGGAGCCAACCUAUCCCACAUCAUUUUCUCAUAUAGUUGAGCUUAUCACGACUGGUCAGCCGAUUCCAGGUAUUCAACAGAUACCAGACACCCUAUUGACGGGUCAAGGUGCCGCAAGCGAAAAGCCAAAGAGACGAAAACCUUGGGAAAAGGAGGAAUUCGCCGAAGUAUCCUAG